Molecule: messenger RNA, 1310 nt
Organism: Carcharodon carcharias (great white shark)
Lineage: Eukaryota; Metazoa; Chordata; Chondrichthyes; Lamniformes; Lamnidae
Product: THAP domain-containing protein 5-like
Exons: 3
Coding region: 435-1133 (232 amino acids)
Source: RefSeq, a predicted model, not a curated record
GCGCCUGCGCGGCCUUCUCCUCGCUAUUGCUUUUGGUUGCUUUCAAGGAAAUGCCCAGAUAUUGUGCGGCCGUCAGCUGCUCUAAUCGAAGUGGCCAGUUGUCAUCCGAUAAUCAGAAGUUGGGUUUCUACCCGUAAGUAGAAAAGGCAGAAACAACACCCAUGAUUGCACUGAUGUGAUCAUGUUCAUUGUCGAGGAACCUAGGUAAAGGCCCGGCCGGGUUACAUAAAUACAGGAAUAACACCAAGGUUCAGAAGAGGACAAUCAGGAAGCAAUAAUCAGGAGACACCAACUUUGUUUUAUUAAAUUUUAAACAAGACAGGAGGAAGGAAUGGCAACUCCAAUAUGCUACCAAUACGCAUGGCAUUGGAAUAGUGGAAAUUGCAAGGUUUCCACUCCAAAACAAGGAAAGACUUCACAAAUGGAUCAAAAAUAUGAAACGGGACAACUGGUUCCCUACUAAGCAUCAAUGCAUAUGUAGUGACCAUUUUACUGCAGAUUCAUUUGAAUGGCGCUGGGGUAUCCGUUAUUUGAAGCCGCAUGCUAUACCAACUGUUUUCUCAUUUCCAAAUCAUCAACAGAAGAAGCAACUGUGUUCUCGAUAUAUUCGUAGCAAAAAUAUUUUGCCUAGAAGAGCAUCAGAAAUAAAUCUGGAAAUUUUUGGUCCUGCUGCAACAGAAGAAAUAACAACCAGUGAAAGAUUAGAAUUGUCAGUUCCUAAUGCAGAGUGUGAUGAGCAAUUGCAAAGGAAUUCAGAAGGUAACAUUGCACCAUCUCAGUCUGUUGGAAAUCCAGAACAAAAUUUUCAAGACACAUCAGCUGAGCCCUUCACAAUGCUAAAAGAGUUUGAAAUGAACCAAUUGUUGAAUGAUCAACAGUCCAUUGUCACUGAGGUCCUACAAGUUGAACAUUCGUAUUGUAGACAGGAUACUGGCAAGGCCCAGCUUUGGGAAAAGAUUUUCAGAUUACAGAAGAAGUUAAAAAAACUGCAGCAACAAGAACAAGGGACUGCAGCAAAGCUGAGGAGAAUGGAAAACCUGAUUGAGCAGCUAAAAACAGAGAAUCUUACUUCUGAAGUAAAAAUAAAGGUUAUGGAAAACUGUUUCACAGCAUUUGAGUUAACUGUGUUAUAAUGAAUGUAAUAAUUGAUUCUUUUAAAGUAAAAGUCUUUUCAUGGGAAUUGUGUACUUCUGGACAGCAAAAAUCUACCUUGAAAAUGUAAUACCUUUCAUAGUCUUUAAAAUAUUCCUAAAACUUGCUACUGCUUAGAUUACAGUGCACUAUUCAAUAAAGAAUUUGAUCUCCAGAAA